Molecule: messenger RNA, 1983 nt
Organism: Mucor velutinosus
Lineage: Eukaryota; Fungi; Mucoromycota; Mucoromycetes; Mucorales; Mucoraceae
Exons: 9
Coding region: 1-1983 (660 amino acids)
Biological process (GO): intra-Golgi vesicle-mediated transport
Cellular component (GO): COG complex
Source: RefSeq, a predicted model, not a curated record
AUGCAAACACCACCAGCCAUCACAGACUCACCUUCCUUGUCCAUAUCCAACAAGCCCAACAAACCGCUGGCCCACAAGCUGAGCAAAGUACUCAACUCGUCUGCCUCAGAGGAUGCCAGAAUAAAGGCAGCGCUGGCCUCGCUAUCCAACAUACCUGACUUAGACGAGACGAACCUAGGACGCAACUUACGAGGCACGAUUGAAAAGAAAGAGAUUGAAACCAACCGCAAGUUUCUGUUUGCAUUUGAAAAAGUAGUCAAGCAAUUCGAAUGCUUGGAAACACAGAUGGGACAGAUGGAGAGCGUAUGCAAAGACAUGAAACAGCGUAUUGUCAAGGCAGAAUUACUGACAGCAGAUAUGAUUGAACAAGCUAAUAUUAUGCAAGAGCACAGUGAUGCUUGUUCAACGCAGAUUGCCGUGGUGGACAGAUUUCUAGCUAAAUUCACCUUGAGCGAACAAGAGAUCAAGAUACUCAGCAACAUGUCAGAGCCUGUGGAUGAGGAGUUUUUCGAUGCACUGCAGCAUUUACAGCAAAUCCAUAGCGACUGUCAGCUACUGUUGACUACAAAGAACCAAACAGCUGGUCGAGAUAUUAUGGAGUCAAUGGCACUUUAUCAGGAAAACGCUUACGGCAAGCUAAACAAAUGGACUCAGUACGAGAGCAGAACAUGUUUUGGUGGCGAUAGCAUUGACGUGAGCUCGCUGAUGACAAAAGCACUGAGAGCACUAAUGCUUCGACCCGUGCUAUUUCAAACUAUAUUGGAUCAAAUCGCAUCAGCUCGACAUGAUGCAGUAGCAAGAGCCUUUCUAAACGCACUUACAAAAGGCGGUCCAGGAGGCACACCUCGCCCGAUAGAACUUCAGGCACCAGAUCCGCUACGAUACAUUGGAGACAUGUUGGCAUGGGUGCAUCAGACAUGUGCAUCAGAAAAGGAGAUGCUGGAGAGCUUGUUUCAGCGCAACGUAGAGAAAUAUGAGGAUGUCAGCGGUAUCACAGUCAAAGUGUCUGAUACAAUCAGCGACCUGUUGGAUUGCGCUAUGGAAGGCACUUGUAGACCGCUGAAAUCUCGCAUGGAGCAAGUGCUUGUACUACAGCCUGGCGCUAUUACAUCCUACAAAGUGGCAAACUUGAUACAAUUCUAUACAAUGACAUUGAGCAAACUGAUGAGAAAGAAUACGACGCUGGAAAGAAUUUUAUAUGAAAUGACUGAGCUCGCGUACAAGUACUUUUUCAAGACAUUGAAUGCCCAAGCAGAUAGAUUAAUGCAAUCCACAGAGGCACCAAAUAGAAGUUUAUCCAUUGCGCCUACAGUACGAGACAUGACGACUCAGCUAAAAGAAAUCCUAGCGUCGUAUGAUUCAUCCUUGAUAGUUGCAACAAACAGCACUGAAGGUUUCCCUGAAUUUGACUUUUCAGAGACACUGGAUGCUAUUAUAGAGCCACUUUUAAACACUUGUGAACUAUCCGUCGCCAAGCUCAGCAAGAUAGAUCAAGACAUUUACAUGGUGAAUUGCUUGUAUCAUAUCCAGACUGCCAUGAUGCCAUACGAAUUUACACAACAAAAGCGAGACAAUGUCAUUGCACGCAUGAAUGAUUUGUUAGACGAUAUGGCCCAAGAAGAGUACAACAAACUGAUAGAGCAAGCAGGACUAACUCAAAUCAAGGACACCUUGGCGACGAAAAAUGCAGAGACACCGCUGUCAACAUUACCUCACAUGGAUGCAGACUCACUUGCUCAAGCCAUGUCGAAAUUCGACUCUUUCCUUGUAUUGACUAGCGCCGAUGUAUCGCCACAAUUAGAGAAACUGUCAUCAAGACAGCAUUGUCAGCAAGUCCAAUCAGGCGCCAUUCGACUGCUGCUGGAUACCUACCGUGAUAUUAGUAAAGCCAUUGAGGAUCCAAGCAACGGGUACGAACACCCUGAUCUUAUACUGCCACGAACGGUGGAGGAUAUGGAAGCUAUUUUUUCAUUUGCAUUGUAA